Molecule: messenger RNA, 5668 nt
Organism: Coniophora puteana RWD-64-598 SS2
Lineage: Eukaryota; Fungi; Basidiomycota; Agaricomycetes; Boletales; Coniophoraceae
Exons: 13
Coding region: 85-5292 (1735 amino acids)
Biological process (GO): positive regulation of TOR signaling
Molecular function (GO): protein binding
Source: RefSeq, a predicted model, not a curated record
CGCGUCGCUGCCUGCAGCGACGAGGCGACUGAACACCGACAAACCGACGACCACAUCUCCGCAUAUCCACAUGCAACUCCAGAUAUGAUCUUCAGUGAUGCUCGCACUCAUCUAACUGGGCCCUCGAGAGAUGUCUAUCUCACGCGCGUAACGGUACCAGGGUCCGGAGGGGGUGCACUGUCCAAGGCGCCAGACGGCCGGAGAUGCGUGGUCGCAGGCAGGGAAACUGUGCGGAUACUUCGUGUUAAUGGUGUAGAUGAGUCUCUCAGCGAGCGAGAACACAAGAGUGCAACAGGUCGGGGAGGGUAUCACAUAGACGCGUCGCGCAAUAUGUGGGAUAACAGUGGGCUGAGGCUUGAGUACGCCAGUACGGAUGUUGCAUGGGCACAAGGAAACUUUGACAAGAAGAUUCUCACCAGCGCACGGAGCGGUGACCUCGUCAUGUGGGACCUGGAGAAGAAUGGCUCUAAUAAGUAUGAACGGAGGACGCGGACCCAUGCGCGUGCAGUGCAUACAGUGAGGUGCUCGCCGUGCGUGCAUUACUACGCGCUUACUGGGGCUGCAGACGGUGACUUGCGAGUAUGGGAUCUAAGAGACAUGCAACGCUCGCUGAUGAAAAUCCACCAUCCAUCGGGGGUACGGUCGGUUGUGCCCUCACCUAGCACCUCGCAUCCACUUCAAGCUGUGGUUGGGUUGGACAAUGGAAGCAUAUACCGCUGGGACCUCCAAAUGGGCCAACGAGGACAGCUAGACCGCCUUCCUGUCGCACACACAGGACCUGUUCUCUCGCUGGACUGGACCGUUUCGCCCACACAUACUGGCCUAUCCACAGGCAAUGGAGCUGGCACUUCGUCUCCUCAGGGAACCUACUCGAGCGCGACCGGUGUUAGCACAUAUGGCGCUGGUGGCCGUGAUAGUGGAACAGGGGGAGGGACGGGUGGAGCUGGGCAAGGCACGGGUGCGGGUACGGGUACGGGCGUAGGUGAGGGGUCGGUACGAAGUUGGAUCCUGAGUGGAGGAAUGGACCGGAGUGUCAAAAUAUGGUCCUUGACACCGCCAAGCACCUCCGCCCACAUUUCACCGCGUCCGAUAUACACCCUACACCCCGCCCAUCCAGUACGUCGCGCGCGCUGGAGGCCCGGUCAUCCGACCGAGGUCCUCGUUGUCCCUUUCUCGGGCGACGAACGCUCAGGUGGCGCGGGAUCAUCCGCUCUCGGUACGCCAGCGGGGAGCUUGAAUACCAUAGCCGGCGCGAACCUUACUUCUGGCGGCAACGCACCCGGAAUGGGAGGAACCGGGCUGAGCAGAGCGGCUUCGAUGGGCCCCGCGAAAGGAAUCGGCGCCUCGGGCAUGGCGAGAGUAAGCUCGAUGGUGGAUGUAGGGAGUGCGUUGCCGGCAUCUUCGCGACGCGCGGAUCUGGGACACGGGCAUGGCUAUGGGCAUGGGUUUGGGCUAGGCGGGCGGAGGAAUAGUGCAUCGGGUGUUGCUCUCGCUGGGAGCGCUAACGCCGGUGGUGGAGAUAUGGGUGGUAUGGACGAAGUCGGGCUGGGACCGACGGGGAUUGGGGGAGGUGAGAUAGUGGAGGUGUGGGAUGUGCGGAGGCCGUGGUUGGCGAAGUGGGCAGUCGAGGGGUGCGGGGUUUCUGACGCCGUCUUCGCAACACCAUACUCCCUCUGGAUGCAACAUAACUCGGGCACGUUUGCACAGGUUGACAUGCGCAACGCUAUACGACCCAUUGAUGCUAUCUCGCGCGUCGCACUCGCAUGGGGUGUCGUCCCGCCACGUCCAUCUCAUGCAGGUAUAGACACUGGAGAAAGCAUUGUCCGUCAAUGGGACGGUGGAGCUGGUCAUGGACGGGAAGACAGUGAAUGUGGAGAUAGCGAUGACGAAACGGAUAGUGACGAAGACGGCGAUGAAGAUCAAGAUGAAAGGGACGAGUGUGAUGAAGGUGGUGGAGAGGCACUCGUUUGGGUUUCGGAUCGAAAGAAGGGGGUCGAGGUGCCAUACGACGAUAUUCAUCCAGACAAACGUGCCCUAGUACCCAAGCUGAAGACUCUCGGUGACCCAUGCACAGCUCCACUGUUACAGAACAUGGGUGCUUACGUCCGUUCCACCUCGAUCACCUGUGGCAUUGCUGGUGGCAAUGGGCAAGUAAACGAAGAGUCCUUUACUCGACUUGCACGGGCAUACGUGAUUGAUAGUCCAAUAAAAGACGAACAAAAGAGCAUCGGCAGGGUGCAGGUUUGUACCAUUAACGGUGAGGUCGCUAUGAGGGCUAGAAAUGUCCGUGCAGCCCAAGCAUGGUUUCUCCUUGGCUCCCUCCUCACAGAUAUCGUUCCUCGCCCACCUUCACCCCAGUCCAUGUUGAACGAGAAAGAUAGAGGUGACACGAAGAAGCACGUCCACAUGCACCAGCCUAUUCCACUCCCGCAUUCGAUCUCAGCGCCCGCAGCACUCCCAACGGUUGGGUCUCUCGGCGAGGAUGACGGCGCACACGGGCAUAUGCAUCAGCUAGAGGCUAUGCGUUCCGCGAGUAGAUCGGGGGCCCCAAGCGCUCACGCCAAUGGACGAUUGCCCAUUCCGCACGGGGAGCCGCAACGAACGAGGGAGCCGUCCACCAGGGACGGAGGUCAGGGUGCAGUUCCUAUUGCACGUGGAACCGCCGCCGGGAACGGGAACGGCGUUGAGCAGCGGCCAGGACCACCCCCAAACUCGCGGAGUCACACUCCCGCCUCGAGUGCCUCGAGUUCUCCGAUGCGGGGGCCUGUCGCACUUCCCCCGAGUGUGACGAUGGCGCCGCUGUCGUCGCCUUCGCCGCCGACCUCUAUCCUGUCGCAUUCGCAUGCCAACUCGCACUCCCAUACAAAACCGAGUGACCACAAUAACCACUCGUCAACGCCUCGUGUGCAGAUACCGAAUCAGCCCUCUGGCUUAAACCGUCCGUCAGCGCUUGGCCAGAGGCGCUCGUCCGUAUUGGUCCCGAGCGUCAUGAGCGCGUCGCUCAAUACGCGUAGACCGUCUGUGUAUAGCCGUACCUCGGCUGCGAGCACGAUGUCGACUCCUAGUGUGCUCAGCGAACAGUCGCACGCCGGAACGGGUAGCAGCGGGCACGAGUCUGCGACUCCGAGCGUCGGCGAGGUUUCUAGGCCUAAUAGUGUCAGUGUGGGCGGAAGCACGAGUAACCGACAUUAUGGCGAGGGUGCGCUCGAUGACUCUGACUCGAGCGACGAGGGAAAGAAUGAGGACGAGCACCAUGAAGGCGAUUUACACAAGGAGGACGAUGUCAUCAACGCCCACACAGUCCCGGACGACCACCAUUCACAUUCACACCAUCCUCAAGAAACAUCUAGUCCUAUCUCGCCUAGUCCCAACACCACUCCAAACGCGUCACACGUCAACUCCCGCCGGCAUACAAAAGUACACACUAGUCCACCCUUACGAGCCGUGUCGAGGCCCAGCCUAGCGCACCCAAGUCCGUUGUCACGUCUCGCUCUGCAACACGGCUGGACAGACGACGACACGGACGAUGCGGAUGAGGAAGACGAAUCAGAAGAUUCGUUAUCUGGCCCGAUGAUUCCGACGCCGAUGAUACGCCUAUCUGAUCCUGGACCUCCACUUAACGCGGGGUUGAGUAUGAGCGCACGGAGAACUGCGAGUACGAGCGUUACGAGCGCAACUUCAGGGGGUAUACCUGGAAGUAUGGCUCGACCGGGUAUUGCGGGGCCGGGGCCGGCAGGGGGCGCGGGGAUAAGGGCGGUUAGAAAACGCCCAAGGGAAGAGUCAGCUUCGACACCUUCGGUUAGUGAGGACAGCUCUGAGGACGACGAAGAACACAUCCGCCAGGAAGAUGACGAGUCUGACCUAUCGGAUACGUCGACGAGCGCCGUGAAGUCAAGCGGAGCAAAGAUUGUUCCGCCUAGGUCUACGGGGAGACGUGGAUCGAUGACAGACUCGCGCAGUCGGAGCGGGACGAUUCGCGGCCCGCCUCCUUCGGUGGUGACGUCCGUCUCUCGUUCUCAAAUCCAAAUUCCUGGGCUAGAACGCGAACAGGACGACAUCUCGGGUGCUAUAGGACCGAGCAUCGAGCAUUCUCGGUUCGAUAGCGGCCAGGGAACUGUAACACCCGCAAGCAUCGGCAUGGGCAGGCCAUCGAUCUUGAGCAGGCAAGAGAGCAAGAGCAGCGUCCGUACCGUCACGCGGGGCGAUGCCUCUUCUUCCGCCGAGCCCGACUGGGACCCGAUGCUGUACCCCUAUGCCUUUGCGCAUCCUUCACCAUACACCACGGCGGACAACUCGCGUGCACCUUCGCCUGGUGGUGGCUCGGGACACGGAAAUAGUACCGGGAGGCGGACGCCCGCACAUCGGCGGACACGGUCAAGAGUAUUCGACGAGCAAGGCACCGGCGGGGAUAGAGCCUCUAACCUCAACGAAUUGGACAGGGAGAGGGAGGAAAAGGCAAGAGAGAGGAUGCCUGAGACGGUGAAGAGGAUGACGGUCAAGCAGUGGGAUGUGGUACGAGCGGAAGAGGCUAAAUUCAGGGAAGCUGGAUGGACCGCCCUCAAGGAAGCAUUCGAGGAACUCGUCGUGCUGGGUGAUAUACAGACAUGUGCGAUGCUCGCCGUUGUUGCGAGCGACGAGCUCAAGCUCGGAAAGAGAAGAAAGAUGCAGCUCCUUGAGUCGUACAUCGACAUUUUAUCACGCAUGCGACUUCACACCGUUGCUGCAUAUCUCCGCAAGUUUACGGACAUCGACGAGGUUCGUAACGUAACUAAGCUGGAGACAGUACUCUAUACUAUUUGCGGUACAUGUCGCAAGCCAGUCCUAGUCCCCGCUUCCAGGAUCCGCAGUCAGCCGAAGGGAGCAUAUUCACUUUGUCCGAGCUGUAAGGCGUCUUUUCGCUGUUCCGUCUGCCAUCUCCCUGUCCGCACCCUCCUUUUCCAUUGCUCUAUCUGUGGACAUGGCGGACACCAAGAGUGCUACAGGCGUUACUGCGUGUAUCGACCUAUGACUGAACUCUCUUCGUCAUUCUCCUCGACAGAAGUUCGGGGGCGUCAGUCAGGGCGGGAACGAAUGGACAGCUUCGUGGCGGAGCCGGAAGAGAUUGAAUCACGCGCUUCACCAAGCGGGUCCCAUGCUGGAGUUGUCUUCCCUUCUCCCGGUCCAGGACACACAGUGCCGCCGUCGGGGUCACCAAAACGGAAGAAGUUGAUGCUGGGUCAUCCGUGUGCUGCGGGGUGUGGUCAUUUUUGCUUGGCUGCGGUAAAGACCGAGGAGGUGGAGCCGUGGAGGUGAUGUGUACUUUUGUGUCGUCAGGGUUUCAUCGCACACCUGAUUGUACCUCGUCAUCCGCGAGGACAGUGUUCUGUUUUUAGGCCUAAUUGGCACACGAUCUUGAUUUUCAAUAAUUCUACGAAGCUUUCCAUGAAUGCACCAAGGGAGACUAUGUGCUACACGGUGUUGUACCAGUUCAAAACAAAUUCUGCUGCUGGGUAAUGCGUGCCCGCCCAGCCGUCAUAUGUUGUCUCAAACUACCCGUAGCCCUAUCUAAUUGGUGCUCGCUGCCUUACGCAGCGUCGUCUGAUAGAGAUCAUCGGGAUCGUUGGUAAGUAACUCUAACACUUUCGCCGCAGCGUCAUUCUCUGCUUCUUUCUUCUUAUCUCCACUUCCC